Molecule: messenger RNA, 1316 nt
Organism: Podarcis muralis (Common wall lizard)
Lineage: Eukaryota; Metazoa; Chordata; Lepidosauria; Squamata; Lacertidae
Source: RefSeq, a predicted model, not a curated record
CUGAGUCAAACAGUUGCUGGGCAUGCAGCAACUACUUCGCUCCUGCACAAACCAGCUCCUUUUCUGCAGGCUGCUGGUUUCGAGCAACAAAAUUACGGUGCCAGCUGGCUCCACAAUCAAAGGCUGCACUUCACCCAGCAGACGAGAUGUUGCUACCAUGGCUGAGCCUCAUACCUGUGCUUUUCUGUGUCUCCGCGGACAGUACAGAUUAUUCGACAUUGCACAUGGACUCUGUGACUGGAGUUUUGGAAGACUUUGAAUCCCAGCUGAGAGGGACCCCAGACCAGACUGUGACAGAGCUUUUCCGGGAGCUGGAGUGUUGCAAGGGCGAGCUCUGCCAGCUUCUCCUCGGCCCGGUGACUUCGGCGCCCUCAGACGUGUCUUAUUUGAGUGAGCAGCAGAGCAUUUUCCUCAAAAACCUGGUGAACCACGAGGUUGACGCCUCCUUGGUAGAACAUGGGGUGGUCUUGACUCCUGAUGGGACUACAGUUUCGCUCAGUCCCCUUCUUGCUGGGAUAGCUGUAGGGCUCCAGAGGAGCCAUAAGGAGACUCUGCAUGCCACACCUUUGAUCGCCAACUCCACCAAUAGUUCUGUGGUAGAGCUACCCCUUACUCUGGAGCCCCUCUUCGCCACAACAAUCGCCAUGGACCUCGGCAAAGCCUUUCUCCUCUUUCACACCAACCGAAGCCAGGUGGCCCUGGGACCAGACGGCUGCUGGGACAGCAUCUCUGCACCUCAGAAAUUCACCUUGAUGGGGGCUCCCUCGACUCUUCCAGAUGCUUUCAUCAAUGGUGCAAUGGAUGGCCUCAUUCUUGGUACUUACUUGGCAGAGAAAGCAGAUCCGCCAUCCAACCUCAGUGUCCUGCUGAAGGAUUAUUAUGGUGGAGAGGGCCUAGGAGGUGAAAGUGCGAUGCAGAGCAACUUCCGACGAAAGAACUUUGCAGCUCUGGUGAGCGAGGAAAAGCUGAGGAUGCAAGUAGAGGAUUCUCUCCUCCUGCUCCGGAGGCUGAAUGAAAGCAACCCCUUGUUUGAUGGCCUCACAAAUGAAGAACUGAGAUCUGUCGCAAACCAGGCUGUAGAAGAAUUCACGGCUUUGUAUGUAGAGUGUCCUGCAAUCAUCCCACGGUGCAUGUGGGGUGCCCGACCCUACAGAGGAACACCCGCGCAGCUUCAGUUGCCCCUGGGCUUCGUAUACAUCCACCACACUAGCACCCCUGCAAAGCCAUGCCGAAUCCCAUCGUGUGCAGCGGAUAUGCGCUCGAUGCAGAGAUUCCACCAGGAUUUCCGUGGCUGGGAUGACAUUGGCUACAGGUAA